Messenger RNA from Drosophila novamexicana, 2641 nucleotides. It is a transcript of the gene ZnT77C, whose product is annotated as zinc transporter 1. Lineage: Eukaryota; Metazoa; Arthropoda; Insecta; Diptera; Drosophilidae. Gene Ontology annotation, molecular function: zinc ion transmembrane transporter activity. The record is from RefSeq and is a predicted model, not a curated record. Bases 581 to 2110 code for a protein of 509 amino acids. The transcript has 4 exons. Gene Ontology annotation, cellular component: membrane. Gene Ontology annotation, biological process: intracellular zinc ion homeostasis; zinc ion transmembrane transport; detoxification of zinc ion.
UAGUUGUAUAAGUUUAAAGAAUUCAAAUUUUGCGGUUACUACCGAUCAUGCAUUUAUUUAUUUAUUUAAAACGUUUAGCAGCCAUGUUGUGCGACAUUCGUUUGUUUGUAUACAAGUUUUUAUAAUAUUAGUUACCGAAAUCGCUAAACUUUUGCUACUAUGAGCACACGUCUGUUUUAUCUAAUGUGCGUGUUUAUUACAUGUUCCAUGCCGAAUCGCCUUCGGUAUGCCUCUGAAAGAAUUCUUAAAACAUUUGUUGAAAACACCAGUCAGUUGCUUUUCUACUGUCGUCGCGACUCUCAUAUCGUGUGCUAAAGGAAAAACGUACAAGCCGAAUAAAAUUAAAUAUAUACCGUGUUAUUUACCUAUGCACUCUUAGGUACAUAUAGUUGCUGAGUUCCGAAAACAAACAAUGCGCUUAUCGGCAGUGAAUAGUCGAUAAGAAGAACAAUAAAGCAACGAGCUAAAUAUUUGAACUAAAAUCUGACUACUUUAGCGGCCUAAUAAAUUCGCUCCUGGCAACAAGCGGUGCUGUGGAUGAACUAAAAUCUCUCAGACCCAGAUUUAGAAACCAGCAAGCAUGCCUAUCAAAGAGGUCUUACAGCGCUGUCAGCCCAUACCGCUCUACGUGGUACUGAUCCUAUCCGUGUGCUACUUUGUGCUCCAACUGGUCCUCAGCCAUUUGACGCAUGCAUUGACACUCCUCAUGGCUUCCUAUCAUAUGUUGUGCAAUAUCUUGGCACUGGCCGGUUGCAUUGUAACUAUUAAGCACAGCAAACGGAAUGAGACGGAAACACCAACACCUAAAGCCCCGCCUAUCAUGGGUAAUGGCACUACGGAUGAAAAGAUAGCCGUGGUGCUCACGCUGAGCGAGACUGAGGAGCAGCAGUUGGCCAAGCGUGAGUCGCGGGAGCAAAAGCUGCGCAAUACCUUUGGCUGGGCACGCAUCGAUAUACUCACCAUGCUCAUUGUGUUCAUCAUAUUGGCCUCGCUGUCCUUCUCGCUUAUUGUGGAGGCGCUGCAGACGCUGGUGCACAUUGAUCAUCAGGAUACGAUGCACUUGCCCAUUCAGGUUAUGAUGCUGGGCUGUGUGGGUCUUGUAUUGAAUGGCCUCACCUACUUGCUGAUAGGUGGCUACACAUUGCAUCAGGGCAGCUUUCUGCACUUGACGCCAGGUGGCGACGUUGUGCUGGAGCGUUCCAUCUCCAGUCAUUCCGAUUUGGCAUUGAAGCCCAUGCAGCGCACACUGAGCAAGUCGCGCAAUGAUCGUCAGCUGCGCCAGGAUCUGGAGGCGGAGGUGGGCAACAUUUACUUCACGACCAAGCGACAGGGCGCUGUGGAGAUGCUGCGCGAUGUGUCCAGCACGCUGUUUGUCAUCGUCUGUGCGGCCAUUGUCUAUGUGGCCGAAGAUGAGGAGCAUACGGCCAAGUUUAUUGAUCCAGUUUUGUCCAUAUUCUCUUGUGUGCUAUUGGUCUCACUGAGUUAUCCAUACAUGAAAGAAUCUUGCCUUAUUCUGCUGCAAACGAUACCCGGCUCCAUUGACCUGGAGAUCUUUGAGAAGACGCUGGUUAACAAAUUUCCGGAGAUUGUAAGCUAUCACGAUCUGCACAUUUGGCAGCUGGCCGCGCACAGCUAUGUGGCCACCAUACACAUCCAGUUCCAGAACCCCAAGCUCUAUCUGAAGAUUAUCGAGCAAGUGCGUGCCUAUUUUCAUGAGCAGGGCAUUACGGCGGUGACCAUACAGCCCGAAUUCUAUCCAGCAACCAAUAAGAAUGCCUCCGCAUCGUUGGAAUGCCUGAUGCAGUGUCAGGCAGCCGAGUGCAUUGAGAAAGUUUGCUGCCGCGAUUCACGCAGCGACUUGCGGGAGGUUAGCGGCAGUCCGGAUGGUAGCAAAACAAUCUCUAGCCCGUCCACGACCAAGUCCUGCGCAGAGCUGAGCACCGUUACUGUGGAAAAACCCAAGGAGUUGAGCGUAUCGCAGCUUUUAAAGGGUCAACAAGAGGAACAGAAGGUGCAGGAGGAGGAUUCGACGCAGUCGCCGUUGCCCUCGUCUCCAUCGAGCAUAUCCCUGCCGGCUGAGGCGACAACCACGGACAACAAAUGCUGUUGAUCGUCCAUUAGCUUUUAGUCAUUGUAUUAGUCCAGCGAUUUUACGAUUUUAGUUAGAGUUUAAGCUUAUUUUAACGACUGCUACUGCAGCUAUGCUAUACGCUCAGGCUGAUAACUAAAGAUUUGCAUUUGUUAUCGAAGUCUUUAGAACCAAAGAUCUGCAUGUGCGGGUGUUAAGUUGGCCUCUAUCAUUCGAUAUAUAGCAUAAUUUCAGUAUUUGCCAUAUAAUUUGACUAACUAACAUUUUAACGUAAGACGCUUAACUAGUUUUAGCAAGUUAAUAGUUAGCUUAUAAGUCUUAUUUGUAUAAUAAGAUAUAGUUAAGCAAAUAAAUGUUGCGUUUAGGUCGAUUUAUUAUAUACACAUUUAAAUUUAACAUUUGCUAAAUAUUUAUAAAAAUAAUAUUUCUAGAUUGGUUUAAGUGUUUUGAACGCAUCUGCGUCAACAAGUUAGUCAUUUUUACAUAUAAAUUAAUUGUAUACACACAACACAAUGGAACGAGGUCCACAAACUAUAUACACACAUAUAAACA